Messenger RNA from Lytechinus pictus (painted urchin), 8051 nucleotides. Its product is annotated as hemicentin-1-like. Gene Ontology annotation, molecular function: protein binding. Gene Ontology annotation, biological process: cell-cell adhesion. The record is from RefSeq and is a predicted model, not a curated record. The coding region runs from base 131 to 4954 and encodes 1607 amino acids. NCBI's taxonomy places the organism in Eukaryota, Metazoa, Echinodermata, Echinoidea, Temnopleuroida, Toxopneustidae. The transcript has 24 exons.
AUACUAAAUUUUGCGAUGAAUUUUCUGUUUAUAUUCAGUGGAUGUAGCGUCCGUAGCAGCGAAAUAUGAUGAGCGGCGUAGGCAGGUUCGGGUUUUAAGUUCAAGGCUUGAUCAAUCUUUGUGAUUUGGCAUGGGGCUCUACAUUGCUUCAGAACUGGUAUUGGUAAUCAUACUCAUCGUAAACGACAGACAAGCUCAAGGCGUUUUACAAUUCACCCAAGCCCCAAGUAAUCAGGCCGUGCUCUUAAACCAGGCCCUCUGGUGGCAUUGCAUUGCCAGGGCCAGCAUCGGCAGCCAGGAACCAACCUACUCCUGGGUACGGGGCAGUCAGAUGGUGAUUGGUGGCAGUGAAGGAGUGGCUGUGUUCUCAAACGGUACCUUGUACAUCGAGACGGUGACCCAGGAGUUGCUAGGGAGCUAUCGGUGUAGGGUACAGAGCGGAGUACAGAGGAUCGAGAGUGAUGAAGUUACAUUGGCUUUGGCAAGUCUUGGCAUUAGCUUCACAGCAAGCCCAAACAGUGUAACCCAAAACCUUGGAUCAUCCCUCGCACUCCAUUGCUCCAUAGCAAGCAUUCCCAUGGCAACCAUCACCUGGCAACUAAAUGGUGAUGACAUCUCCAUGACAACUGAUAUCAACACAUCGGAGGUGGGUGGAGUCACGACAAGUGAGCUAGAGGUCAAUGAGCUGGAUCACCAAUAUGGAGGAAAUUACCGUUGCCUCGCAACCAAUCACCUUUUGAUUGGUUUAACAAGAUACAGCCAGUUGGGAGAAGUGACUCUAAUAGGUCGACCAGGUUUCUCUACUACUCCUGAACCUAUUACAGUGGUCUUAGGAGGAACUGCUACAUUUCUAUGUGAAGUGAAUGGUAGCCCGGCAUCAACCGUGGACUGGCUUAAUCCACAAGACACGGUCAUAUCAACCGGCGGUAGAUUUACAGCUACCUCCUCCCGGCUCACCAUCACAAACACCCAGCAGUCGGACAGUGGGUACUUCACCUGCCGGGCUACCAAUGCCUGGGGAGAGAACACCGCAUCGGCCCUGCUCACAGUCACCGACCCAACCCAGGAGAUCAUCUUCACCAUGGUCCCGAUUGAUCAGUCUGUGGUUGUGGGAGGGAGAGUGACCUUCCCUUGCAGUGCUACGGGAAGCCCAACACCGACUAUUGAGUGGAGGAAGGAGUUGAGUGACCUGCCCACCGAUAGGAUUCAGGAGCCGGCUGUAGGCUGGUUAAGAAUAACAGGUAUCGAGGUCACAGAUAGUGGGUUUUACGUCUGUACAGCAAGCAACUCAAUCACAACAGUUUCUACGAGGGUCCAACUGAUUGUACAAGUGGCACCCAAUUUUACAGUACUUCCAGAAGAUACCAUUGUAGAGACAGGAGGGGCAGUAUUACUUGAUUGUGAGGCUGAUGGCAUGCCCACCCCUGCUAUAAAAUGGAACACUCCAUUACCUGAACUAGGUGUGUUGAGUGUGGCUAGUGGUCUACAGUUUGGAGUGGAAGUGUUCUCUAACGGCUCUCUUGCAAUUCCUUACGUUGAGAAUCGUCACGCGGGGACUUACGUCUGUUUAGCAUCCAAUACGGUAUCAUCUUCAUCGACAGCAACAUCCCUUACAGUUAGAAGUUCUCCUGUUAUCACAUCCUCUCCCAUUGACCAGACGGCUAUCGAGGGUGAGCUCGCUCGUUUCGAAUGCCGCGCUGCCGCUACACCCACACCGGUCAUCUCAUGGCUUUUCAACGGUCAACUCCUACUGACCGAUAUCAAGUUUGAGGUCCUCGGCAACGGAGAUCUUAGGAUUAAUAACGUGGAGGAGGAUCAGGAGGGGGUCUAUACGUGCAGCGCUGGUAAUGAACUUGGAGUUAGAAACGUUUCAGCGUACUUGACUGUGUAUCUUCCUCCUCAGUUUGUUGUUCAUCCUGUUGACAUUACUGUUGACCCCGGGUCAAAGGUCAGAUUAGACUGUGAAGCAUCAGGUGACCCGAUGCCGUCAAUUCAAUGGCAGAAGGAUGGUAGCCCUCUAGUUCUUGAAACCAACAUUGAGGUGCUUAGUAACUCUAGUAUUGUAAUUGAUGGCUUACUGGAAACCAAUACAGGGGAGUAUACAUGUAUAGCUACCAACGCAGCAGGGAGUAUUCAGGUCACUGCAACACUCUCCACUCCCGAUGUCCCCAAAUUCACCACUGCUCCUUCCAACACCACCGGCAACGAGUCUUACCCAAUCAGCAUUCGAUGCCGAGCCGACGCCCGCGAGACACCGAUCAUCUCCUGGUACCUGAGUGAUGCAGACGGUAACCAAGGCGAUCGCAUCGGUCUCGGCAUCAAUCCUCCAGCGACAAGAGCAUCGCUGAGCUUUGUCUCGGUGAAUGGUGACCUCGAGCUGAACCAGGUUACAAAGAGAGACGAGGGAUGGUAUCUUUGUUUAGCAGAGAACAGUGCGGGUAGCAUCAGUGAGGUCGCCUUUCUCUCAGUCAAUGUCCCUCCUCGGGUAACCAGCACCAACACCCCUGUGAGUGCAAUGGAAGGGUCUGACUAUACUCUGCUCAGUUGUGAAAUUGAAGGACAACCCACCCCUGACAUCACAUGGUUCCUUCCUAGUGAUGGGCCUGUUCCCACGGAUGCCACUAGCUACACCAGUAGCAUACAGGGUAACACUGCCUACUUGGUGGUGUACAGCCCCAAUGUGUCCCAUCACGAUGGUGACUUUGUGUGUGUCUUGUCCAACUUUCUUGGCAGUGCGAAUGCAACCGUCCGGGUUACUGUACAAGGUGGUCCUGUGCUUACUGCUGUAGAAGCAUUCCGAUCAGGUCUUAACAGCAUCACCCUCCGAUGUCAAACCAAGGGAGCCCCCACCCCUACCACCACCUGGCAGAUGGGGACCACACCCUUGCCACACCCAUCAGUGACCGGUCAUUCAGUAUCCCCUGAUUGGUCAUUGGUCAUUACUGGUCAGAGUGUUGGGGUGGAUGACGUGUAUUCCUGUGUAGCUACCAAUCGUUAUGGUUCUGUGACGGCAACACUUCAAGUUCCUGGACAGGUAGCCACACCCACAAUCUCUGACAUCACAUCAACCAGUCUGAAUCUCAGCUGGGCCACGCCCACCCCCACCAGCGACCUGCCAAUCACAGCCUACAAUGUCCAAUACCAGGCAGAGUCAAGUAAUGAAUAUUCAUUAGCUGGAGAGACAGGUGACCCUUUUUACACAGUAGAAGGUCUGCAGCCCUAUACAGGGUAUUGGUUCAGGGUGCAAGCAGUGAAUGGACUUGGAGUGGGUCCGUUUAGUCCAGCUACCAGUCUUGUGUCUACAGCACAGGGAGCUCCAAGCAGACCUCGAAGCGUUGAAGUGGCAGCGGUGGGAAACGUCAUCACAGUAACAUGGUCAGCGCCAUCUAGGCUCAAUGGCAACACAGAUGAUAUCAUAUAUGAGGUUCUCACCUAUCCAUUGGAGAACGAGUCAGAUAUCACCAUGGUAACCGUAUCCCACAAUGCCAACGAGUUCGGUGCCCUCAUCGAUAGCCUGGAGUACGUGAUGGACUAUGAGGUCAAAGUUCGUGCCGGGAACAGUGCUUUAAGAGAGUGGAGUCCCUACGUAACCGCUCAGAUUACAACGGGAUACCAAGCUCCAACAUCAGCCGUGGAAAACUUCAGUGCGAAAGCAAACAGCUCAUCCUCAAUAUGGCUUGUGUGGCAGCCGAUCAUCGAUGAAACCUUUGAAGCGUACCUCAUCUCCUUCCGGAUCCUCAACUCAUCUGAUAUGGCCCCAGACGUUGCCCUGACGGCCCGGGAGGCGUCCUCCUAUCUCAUCAUUGGUCUCCCUAGCGGCACACCACAUGGAGUACGCAUGGCUUAUCAGAACGCCGGAGGGCUGAGCCCGUUCACACGGGAGAUUAUUGUUACUACACUAUCAGCAGAUGAAACUACCGCAGACCGACUCCAAGGCGGGGGUAUAAACGGUGGUAUCAUAGCAGCUAUUGUGUGUGGUAUCUUAGCUGUUCUUCUUAUCCUAGCUUUACUUUCAUUUGGAAUGUUAUACUGGAAGAGAAAGAAUGAUGAUUGGUCGGGACAAAGUCACUUCAAUGUGGAUUCACUCUGGAUCAACAGACGCGGCGGCUCACAGAAAGGUGUCUACGACCUCUCCAUGGUCAACGAGAACUUUUCGCCGGACGAAACUGGGAUGUCGUCCGACUCUGCGUACGAUCUGGGUGGGGCUGGAGGAGGGAGGAGAGGAGAUUCUCUAGAGGUGUCACCAAGGUCAGAAGCAUCAGAAGGAGACGAGAAGGGGAAGAAGAAGAAAAGGAGAUGGAAGGGCUUCCCUGAUGUCAUCUAUAAAAACCCUGAUAAUCCUGGUGUAGUGUUGGUCAGUCAAGCAGUGAUAGGAGAUGUGUCCCCACCUCCGGUACAAGUCAAUAAAGAAGAAGUCCUUUCAGAAGAUGAGGCAGAGCAAAGCGAGCCAAGACCGUUAAGUUUGGCAGAGGACUCCCUUCCACUCAGUUUCGACUCUACAUUCGAUAGGUCAGUCGGAGUUGAGGAAAACAUUUAUGUUGAGGUUGGAGAAGCCGCUGCUGAGAGUCCUCCUCUCAACACAAAUCCCCAUGGCAACGAAGGAGACUCCAGAGGCCUGUCGCCCGAGUUCCCGGUCUUCCCGAACGCUGACGACAGCGUCAAGCUCUCUGACGAUCUCCACGUUGACCGCAAGCUGAUGAGAAAGAUGGAGAGGAAAGCGGAGAGAGAACAGGAGAAGAAGGCGAGGAAGAAGGAGAGAGAGGAAGAGAGGAGGAAACAGAAGGAGACGGAGAGAGAAGAGAAGGAGAGGGAUAAGAUGUUUGGUGGAGGACGGAGGAUGUCCGGUGGGAUCGGGAAGAUUUUCAAGAAAAAGAAAUCAGAUGAAAUACCCUACCCCGAGACAAACUUUGGUAUAACUACGGAGAGACAGGUCGAAAAUGCUGGAAUGUUUUAGAAUGACACUGAACUUUGAAUACUUCAUCAUGCACCUAACAUGUGUAGUCCAGUCUGGUUUGACUGAUUAUUAAGUAUUAGAGACACCGCCAACGUAUUAUCAUGGGAUAAUUCUUGUAGUAUUGCGUGUGUACGAGUAUUCAUUUUAAACUUUUUACAAGUUACAUUAAAUAUCAUCUCAAAUGUUCAUUGCAUUAUAUGCAUAUCUGUGAUACUUAUAUCCUUUUAUUAUUAUUGCAUUCCUUUGUAUUUGUAGUUUGGUGAAUAUAUUGUGUGAUUGUUUGUUGCCGUCCAUGUAAAUGUUGAAAGCCUUUUUUGAGAUUGAAAUUACAAUGCAGAUUUAUCUUGCCUAUUGAUGGAUGUCUCUUUUUCAUGUACCUUGAUCAUGUCAAAAAACUUAUGUGCCCUGUCUGUUAAAUUGUUUUUUUCUCUCUCUUAUUUAAAGUGCUUAUGCCCACAUUAGGUGGUUGCCAAUAGUAUAAUACUAGUAAUCUGUGAGCUUGUCUGCCUGUCAAUCUUAUUUCGUUUUCGCAAAAACUAAAAAUCCAUUUAGCAGAUCAAUUUCGAACUUGGCCCAAGUAUAAAAAUAUGAGCGAUUAGAUUUUAUGUAUAUUUAUUGUUGGAUGAAUGUGUGACACAAACAGUGUACACUUGUGAAGCGUUAAUUCCAUAAAAAUAUUAUAAUAAUCAGAAAAAUGUCAAAAUUUAAGAUGCUUUUGAAAUGGCACUAAUACACCAGUUGGGAACUGAACCCCGGGUCACUGAAUUAUAAGACCAAUACUCUACCAACUGAGCUAUCACACCUUCUUGUGUGUUUCAUGAGGCUAUAAAAUUUGCAUUUCCCCCAUUUUUAUCUGGCGAUAUUUUGCGACCUUGAACCUUGAAGAAGUUCUCUCCCAAAAAGCGUACACGCUGUCCUGGAGAGAUGAUGACCUACAUAGAUGAUGCUUUGAUUAGGGUUGUGUUUUAUAAACUUUUCACUGACAGUGUACAUGUAAUCUCUAAAGUGUGAAAUGUGUAAAGGGAUGGUAUCAAUUCUAGAUUAGGUACUAUUGAAUUGUCACUAUUUAAAACGAGGAAAGGGAAGAAGAGAAGAAAACCUUGAUGUUAUGAAUCACCUUGAAUUUCUACCUGCAAUGUAUCUCAAUAUCUUAUUCUUUCAUUUCUGCCUUUUUUACACUGAGUAUAAAUCGUCGCCUUCCCGCACAAAGGCCGUUAGAGUGCACUGCGCGUCGCCUUCCCGCACAAAGGCCGUUAGUGCGCACUGCACGUCACCUUCCCAUGGAAGGGCUGUUAUCGUGCAGUGAACAGUGCGCGCUAACGGCGUCGUGCGGGAAGGCGACACGCACUCUCGCUAAUGGCCCUUUCGCGGGAAGGCGACGCCGGUGCGCACUAACAGCCCUUGUGCAGGAAGGCGACGAAAUGUUGUAUGUCCACAAAAUUAAAAGCCCAGUGUUAAGUAAGAUCAAGCUUAAUCGUUUUUCAGCCAGUCAAAAUACUCAGUAAUGUAUUAGUUUUCUUGAGGGCUGAAUGGAAUACCAGCCCUGUGGUAUAUCUGUUUAUCAUCAUUACAUUGUACAUACUUUUAUAAUGUAUGUUUGUUGUGAUUUGUUUUAUCUUUUGGCUGUGUUAAUCACUGUGGUUAGGUUUGUCUAGUACUCAGCUGAAUUGUUUCAUUGUUUUAUAGUGUCGCAUAAAGUUGUCUUGUUUUUAUUAUUCAUGCAUGGAGUUUGAAUGUGUAUACUAGUGUAUAUUUAUCAUAUAUUGGCUGAUACAUGUAAACCACCUUGAUCAUCUUAUAUAUGUAGUGUAUUAAAGCAAAUGUGUGUGUGUAUUUUGUAUUCUCUAAAGUCUAUGCAAGAAGGAAUUGUUAUUUGCUAUUCAUUAUUUUGUGUCUGUGACAUCAUGAUCUUAAAGAUAUCCUAUGAGCUGUAUAUGACUGGCUAGAACCUCUUCAAAACGUGAAAGCACUGCAACAUUUGUGUACAAACACAGUUCGAGGCAAAAGAUAACAAUUACAUGUACUUGUAUUUUGUCACCUAAGUUAAAAACGUAAUGUUUAUCAAUAAAAUUGUUCAUUAAUCUAGCACAAAAACGUCCUUUCCAAAGUUGCUUGGACAAUCGUUUGUCAUCACUUUGUAUUAAUUUUGAUGUAAAUGAGAGGGGAGGGGGGAUGACUUUUUCCAGAAAACCUUAGACAAAAAAAGUGCUUCUGAAGAUGGUAAUGACCCUAUUUUGCUUGUCGGAAAAAAUUAUAGACUUGAAAGCGGCUUAAAUUUUUUCCAUAUAUAUGGGAGUGGACUGACGUUUAUGAACUCUACUAUAAGAUGUCAUUGAAACUUUUGCUUCAUGAGGUUUUAGCUCUUCACAAAACAUUAAAUUAGUAUUUGCUUUUUUUUAUGUAGCACCCAUAAUCUGUGCUUUGUAUUUGCUACACUAUUGAGUACUUACAUCAGGGUUCCCACAGAAAUUUGAAAACAGAAUUCCAUGACUUUUCCAUGACUAAAUUGCUGCUUUCCAUGACUUCCCGUGACCUCCCGGGAGUUAAAUAGAAUUUGGGAUGUCACAAAACUGGGAAAAAUGGAAAUCAUGAACACCAAUUAUAAUAGCAGAGUAUAUGAGAAUUGCGAGACACGACAAACUGGAAAGCUGCCAUAGCCAAGAGGUAAAUGCAAUUCCAUGACUUUUCCAUGACCACAAGUUUUUCAAGGAUUUUCCAAGACUGUGGGAACCCUGUUACAGGUUACAAUAUAAAUUCCAAGAAACAUGUAAAAAAAAAUGUUUGAUCCGUAAGUUAAAGGGGGGGGGGGGGGACUCUCCCUGUUUUUUUUUUUUUGGGGGGGGAGGGGUGGUACCUCGACUUGUUUUCAUCAACAGUAAUUGUAAACAAUCGAUUCUGUGGAUUGAACUUUAUGUACUUUGUCGUUCUAAGAUGUCAAUUCAUUUUCCUAAUAUUUAAGUUUUAUUUUCCAGUGUGUCCUUUUAAUCUACUGCUGCAUAUAAAUGUGAAUGAUUAUAUGUAUUCAUUGUUACAAGUGAAUGAAAUGAAUUUAGAUACUAUGCAAAUAGUAAUAAACAUAUUUUGUAAUGUAUAAGAA